UUUACCGCAUUGGUGAUAGCGAUGAAGGCAUAGCCAGUGACGUUAAGCAUUGGCCAAGGGACAAGCCACAAAGAGGAUGUGGAUCCUGCAAGCCAUCUUGGCGAUAGCCUAUGGCAUUUAUGUAAAGCCAGAUAGACGUUGAUCACUAGGAUAUAGACGUUAAUCGCUAGGAUCUGGGAUUAAAGAUACAACGCAUUUUGCCCCAUCGAAAUGCUUUCUUGUCCAUAGUUAUAGCGUGUCUUGAAGAAAUCUCUGUUUUUCUUGAAUUGAAGCUGAUCCAGCUUCAAGGUCUACUCCUGCAUUAUCUUCAAGAACAUGGAACUUGAUCAGAAGCUCGUUUGUGUGAAGCAAGUGAAGCAAGAGGGAGCCGAUGAGUGGGAGGAGAGCAUGCCGUUGCCCGGAGACAUCAUUGAGGGAUUUGCAGAGGACGAUAGUGAUGAUUCUUUCGUACCAGUGAAGGCCAAGUCCGAGUUAAGCUCCCAUCUCGGCAAGAUCAACCCUCAGAAUGAGUGCAUAUGGUUGAAAGUUAGAAGGGGUUAUAGCACUCUGAAAUUGAAGGCACGUAUCGUGCAACGGAAAAGCUCAAUAAUUCAAAAGAAGUACACUAUCCAAGCCGUCACAGAUCCCAGGCAUAUUGCAGAGUUAGAUGACUUGACAUUGCACCAAUGCAUUGAACUGCAGGAAAUGAGCAGAAAAGUUAUGAAUGUGGAGAACAGGGGAUUCCGCAAAAGUGGGAUAAAGUAUGACUGGAAGAUGAAAGCAGGGAUGCAUCUUCCUGACAGAGGGUGUUCAGUGGUGAGCUCCAUACUGUUCACGCCCUUGGAGGGGGAACACUGCGUCCAUACCACCACUGGUAGGUGUAUGGCGUGGUUCUGUGCAGCAGUUUCCUCAGGAGUCCCUCUUGUUUUUGUUAAUAUCCAGACAGAACAGAUUGCCCAGUCGGAGAGGAGCAACGUUCCUGGAAGGGAAACAAGAAGUAGGAGCAAACAACAAGACAACACAGCCAAUACCCAGAUUAUGCAGGGUAUAAGAUUUUGGUAUCUACCAGGAGUAGCAGAAAUAUCAAUAGAAUUGAUCCCUCGACCCAAGGAAGAGCGUUUUGGGAUGGAAAUCAAACGGACAGAAGAGGUAUUUUUAACCAAACAAAUUGUCGCAUAGAAUUUGAGAAAUGGGUUGAAUUGUU
Molecule: messenger RNA, 1183 nt
Organism: Neltuma alba
Lineage: Eukaryota; Viridiplantae; Streptophyta; Magnoliopsida; Fabales; Fabaceae
Exons: 3
Coding region: 316-1158 (280 amino acids)
Source: RefSeq, a predicted model, not a curated record